AUUAUCGUCACCUGCUUCACUUCUCUUCUUCACAAGAACUUUUCAUUACAUAAUCAAAUUAUAGGUUUGCAGGACCAGCUCUCCAUGCUCAAUGCAAGACUACAGGCAUGUGAUGUAUUUCAUCCGCUGGAAAGCAGUGGCAUUGUACCAGAAGAGAGUGAUCAUAUACUAAAUAGAAGACUAAAAAAUUUUGCUCUGUUAUUUUCACUUGCUGUGCUGUCCAUCCCACUCAUUACUUUUAAACACCUUGACAACAUUUCAAGGUUAAGGAUGCCUGCGGAUACUGAGGAGGUUUCUCUUAGCAAGGAGUUAGCAUACCGAGUUGAUGUAUUUUUGUCGGUGCAACCAUAUGCUAAGCCAUUGGCUUUAUUUCUUGCAACUUUUCUUCUUAUAUGUCUUGGUGGUCUGGCACUCUUUGGUGUGACAGAUGAUAGCUUAGCAGACUGUCUGUGGUUAUCGUGGACUUAUGUUGCUGAUUCGGGUAAUCAUGCAAAUUCAGUUGGUAUUAGCCCCAAGUUAGUUUCAGUUUCUAUCAGUUUUGGUGGAAUGUUAAUAUUUGCCAUGAUGCUUGGGCUUGUCUCUGACACAAUCUCUGAGAAGUUUGAUUCAUUGAGGAAGGGCAGAAGUGAAGUCAUAGAGAAAAAUCACACACUAAUCCUUGGCUGGAGUGAUAAGUUGGGUUCUUUACUGAAUCAACUUUCAAUAGCCAAUGAGAGUUUGGGUGGGGGCACUGUAGUAGUGAUGGCUGAGAGGGACAAGGAGGAAAUGGAACUAGAUAUUGCCAAAAUGGAGUUUGACUUCAAGGGAACAUCUGUCAUAUGCAGAAGUGGAAGUCCUCUAAUUCUUGCUGAUCUGAAAAAGGUUUCUGUUUCGAAGGCUCGUGCAGUGGUGGUCCUAGCUGAAGAUGGAAAUGCGGACCAGAGCGACGCACGGGCACUGCGAACUGUUUUAAGCUUGACUGGAGUUAAAGAAGGACUAAGUGGACAUAUAGUGGUAGAAUUGAGUGAUCUUGAUAAUGAAGUCCUAGUUAAGCUAGUUGGUGGAGAUCUUGUUGAAACUGUUGUUGCUCAUGAUGUGAUUGGUCGCCUUAUGAUACAGUGUGCUCGUCAACCAGGUCUUGCUCAGAUCUGGGAAGAUAUCCUUGGGUUUGAAAACUGUGAGUUUUACAUCAAAAGAUGGCCCGAGUUGGAUGGAAUGCAAUUUGAAGAUGUAUUGAUCAGCUUUCCUGAUGCCAUACCUUGUGGAAUAAAAGUGGCAUCUUCUGGAGGAAAGAUCAUUUUGAAUCCUGAUGAUUCCUAUGUUCUUCAGGAGGGUGAUGAAAUACUUGUAAUUGCAGAAGAUGAUGAUAGUUAUGCCCCAACUACAUUGCCUAUGGUCAAAGAUGCAGUAUACAUAGACAUUGUCCGGCCCACAAGAAAGCCCCAGAAGAUUUUACUUUGUGGAUGGCGACGGGAUAUAGAUGACAUGAUAGUGGUGUUGGAUGCUUUUCUUGCACCAGGAUCAGAAUUGUGGAUGUUCAAUGAUGUGGCUGAGAGUGAGAGGGAAAAAAAGCUAAUUGAUGGUGGUUUGGACUUCAGUCGAUUAGAAAACAUAACUCUGGUCAACCGUGAAGGAAAUGCUGUCAUCCGCCGGCACUUGGAGAGUCUGCCACUAGAAUCAUUUGAUUCUAUUUUGAUUUUGGCCGAUGAAUCUGUGGAAGACUCUGCAAUGCAAGCUGAUUCAAGAUCUCUUGCAACGUUACUGCUAAUCAGAGAUAUUCAGGCAAAGCGACUUCCUUAUAAGGAAGCUAUGGUCUCCCAUGUUCACCAAGGAAGUUUCUCCCAAGGUUCUUGGAUUGGAGAAAUGCAGCAAGCAUCCGAUAAGUCUGUCAUAAUCAGUGAAAUUCUGGAUCCUAGGACGAAGAAUUUAUUGUCCAUGUCAAAAAUUAGUGAUUAUGUCUUAUCAAAUGAAUUGGUGAGCAUGGCAUUAGCAAUGGUUGCGGAAGACCGGCAAAUAAAUGAUGUGUUGGAAGAGCUUUUUGCAGAAGAGGGAAAUGAAUUGCAGAUACGACCAGCUGAUCUGUACCUUCAUGAGGAGGAAGAGAUGAAUUUUUAUGAAAUAAUGGUGCGUGCCAGACAGAGGAAAGAAAUUGUAAUUGGGUACCGUCUUGCAAAUGCUGAGCAAGCGAUUAUCAAUCCACCAGACAAAAGUCUACUAUGUAAAUGGUCUUGUAAGGAUGUUUUUGUUGUCAUUGCUGAGAAGGAGUGAGAUGAUUUUGUUGAAUGCCUCAUGAAUAAGAGGACUUGUUAAAGUGGAGAGAAAUGAAUCCAGAAGUAGAAGCAUGAUGACCAAAGAAUUUAUGCAGAUCUCUAGAGUAAUUCACAGUUCAGUUUGCUGUUGAAGGUAUUUUUCACAUCAGCAGAUGAAUUACAGAGCGCAGAAUGCAUGUGCAUAUUGUGCAGCUUGAGUGGACUGAUGGCAAAGGUUCUUGCACCCAAAGUGGUAAAAGCAUAGCUGUCUUGAUUGUGUGCGUCAAUUGAAUAUCUGCGAACAGGCACUAAUUUUUCUCAUUUUUGUACAAAAGAAUCUGUAUGCUGAAAACAAGAUUGGGAUGCCAUGUAAAUUAGCAGGAUAGAGUUUACAAAUCCCUGAAAAUGCUGUAAUGGUUGGUCGCAGUUUGUGGGGAAGGUGAAAAUGACUAUAGUAUUUUUUCUCCAAAACAAAGAAAAUAUCAAAUUCAAUUCUCCAGUUUCAUGCAUUUA
Molecule: messenger RNA, 2741 nt
Organism: Elaeis guineensis (African oil palm)
Lineage: Eukaryota; Viridiplantae; Streptophyta; Magnoliopsida; Arecales; Arecaceae
Source: RefSeq, a predicted model, not a curated record